This is a messenger RNA of Megalobrama amblycephala (Wuchang bream), 5604 nucleotides long. Its product is annotated as NACHT, LRR and PYD domains-containing protein 3-like. Lineage: Eukaryota; Metazoa; Chordata; Actinopteri; Cypriniformes; Xenocyprididae. The record is from RefSeq and is a predicted model, not a curated record. The transcript has 8 exons. Bases 562 to 3582 code for a protein of 1006 amino acids. Gene Ontology annotation, molecular function: protein binding.
UUUACAUACUGUUGAAUGUCUCGUGAUCCCGUUAUUUUACAUGUGUGUGAAGAACUUCUAUCUGCUUCUUCUGGUUUAUCCAGAUCUUCUUCUUUGCUUAUUUUUGGAUCUGGAGAUCCUCUACUCUUUCUUAUUCAUUCAAUCACUCUCUCUUUUCAUUAUUUGUCUCACUGCUGCUGGCCAACUGAAGCCACUGACUGAACCUCCUACUUCUAGUUGUAAACUUCCCCUUUUAGUAGCAGAAACCUGCUGCUGUGCAAGUAUUGAGUAAUAGAUAGACACAAGACAUGGGCGUGAUAUUCUUGAUCAUUGUACUUGCUCUUUCAGCAAUCUGAUAAUGGUAUGGGAACUAACCGAUCCAGCCCUAAAGCUUCAGUGGAUUACAGCAGUAAAUCGAGUGAAUCCAGCGGGAGGAAAAUGCUGUCAUGUUUGAAAACGUGUCACUGAUUGGGAUCAUCAAAUAGUAAAUGAAGUCAAAGAAAUUCCAGUUCAACACAACAGUUCAGAGGAGGAGAAAAGAUCUACAAAUAUUAUCUGAGCUCGGUGAAUUGGUGAAGGGCGAUGGCAUCUGUUAAAGAUCUGCUCAAGAAAUCAAUGUAUGAACUGGGAGGAGAUGAUCUAAAGGAGUUUCAGUGGCACUUAGAGAAUGAUCAUGAGAGUAUAUCAAAGUCUGACAUGGAGAAUGCAGAUAGGUUAAAAACUGUGGAUAAGAUGGUGGAGUGUUUUGGACCAGAAGAAGCUGUGAAGAUCACUGUGGAGAUCCUGAGGAAGAUAAACCAGAAUAAUCUGGCUGAGCAUCUAGAAAACAAACUCAAGCAAGGCUCAACUGCGGACGACAGACAAGCUAUUCUUCAUGAUUACACAGAAACCAGCCGCAGACUGAAGAACAAAUUAAAACGGGACUACAAGUGGAUAUUCAUUGGUAAUUCACAAACGGGUCAAAAGAAAAACUUGAACAAUAUUUACACUGAUUUAUAUGUGGUGGAGAAUGAGACUGGAGGAAGAGAAAAUAACCACGAGGUGAUACAGAUCGAUUUUAAUCAAAAACAAAGUGAUGCCAAGGACACACCAAUCCAGUGCAAUAAUAUUUUUAAAGUCCAUGAGCAUCAACAAAACAAAAAGGUAAUGACGUUGGGGAUCGCAGGGGUAGGAAAAACUGUGUCUGUCAAUAAAUUCAUCCUUGACUGGGUUGAAGGAAAAGAAAAUCAGGAUAUAGCCUUCAUUUUUCCUCUGCCAUUCCGUCAGCUAAACCUUCUUACAGAGAACUGCAGUCUCAUGGAACUGCUUAACAAACACUUCUUUAAUGAUCCUAAAGAACUGCCCUCUCUUCCUGAAGGUGAUGGUAAGGUCUUGUUCAUUUUUGAUGGGCUGGAUGAAUGUCGCUUACCUUUGAACUUUAAAGAGGGUGACAGAAUUACAGAUGUUCACAAAAUAACAACAGUGAGUAAGAUAAUAACAAACCUUAUCAAGACAGACCUGCUUCCCUCUGCUCUCAUCUGGAUCACAUCCAGACCAGCAGCAGCCAGUCUGAUACCCCGAAAAUUAAUUGAUCAAAUGACUGAAGUGCGAGGAUUUAACAAUGAACAGAAAGAGCAAUACUUCAUCAAAAACAGCAGUUCUGAGGUUUCUGAAAACAUCAUCCGUCACAUCAAGAAAUCCAGAAGUCUGUACAUCCUGUGCCACAUUCCUAUCUUCUGCUGGAUCUCUCUCACUGUUCUUCAGCCUCUACUGGCUCAAGAGAGUAAUGACAAAACACCUACAACUCUCACAGGGAUGUACACAAGCUUCUUAAUUUCUCAGCAACAACAAAUGGAAGAAAAAUACUGUGAUGAUCCUGAAGCCAAUGCAAUGCAUUUUGAUCAGAUUAUUCUGAAGCUUGGGAAACUGGCCUUUCAACAGCUGGAGAAAGGAAACCUGAUUUUCUACAAAGAAGAUCUUGAGGAAUGUGGACUAGAUGUCAGUGAAGGGUCUGUCUACUCUGGGUUAUGUACUCGAAUGUUUCAGGAGGAAAAAGCUGUUUCAGCAAGAAACGUUUACAGCUUUGUACAUCUCAGCAUCCAGGAAUUUCUUGCUGCUCUUUAUGUGUUUUUGAUUAACAGAGACAAGAAUGAAAACCCAUUUCUUGAAUCAUGGACAGAAAAAUUAACAUGGAAAUUCUCCAAAAAGCCACUGUUUAAACUUCAUAAGACUGCAGUCAACAAGGCUUUAGAAAGCAAGAAUGGACACCUGGAUCUUUUCCUUCGGUUCCUCCUGGGUCUUUCACUGGAGUCCAAUCAGAGUGACCUGAAGGAUCUACUGCCAGGACUGGAAUUGAAAACGGAGGGCGUUAAAGACACUGCUGACUAUAUCAAAAAGAAGAUACAGAAGGAGAAAUCAGUAGAGAGGACCAUCAAUCUCUUCUACUGUCUGAGUGAACUAAAAGAUGACUUUGUGGAGGAAAUCCAGGAGAAUCUGAGCUCAGGAAAUCUUUCAGCACAGAAUCUCUCCUCUGCUCAGUGGUCUGGUCUAGUGUUUGUGCUCCUCAUGUCAGAAGAGACUCAAGAGAUGUUUGAACUGCAGAAAUACAGAGGAUCUGAUGAAGCAGUGAUGAGACUGCUCCCAGUGAUAAAAAACACUAGAAAAGCACUGCUGCAGUGCUGUAAUCUCACUUUUCAUUGUUGUAAGAGUUUGUCUUCAGCUCUACAAUCCUCAAUUUCUUUCCUGAGAGAGUUGGACCUGAGUAACAAUGACCUGCAGGAUUCAGGAGUGAAGCUUCUUACUGAUGUGCUGAAGAGUCCAAACUGUCAGCUGGAGAUACUGAGGCUGUCUGGCUGUAUGGUGACAGAGGAAGGCUGUGGUUAUGUGUCUUCAGCUCUGAGUUCAAACCCCUCACACCUGAGAGAGUUGGAUCUGAGCUACAACCACCCGGGAGAUUCAGGAGUCAAGCUUCUUAAUGAAAAACUGAAGGAUCCAAACUGCACACUGGACAAACUCAAUGUGGAUCAUGGAGGAGAGAACUGGAUUACACCAGGACUACGGAAAUAUUCCCAUCAGCUCACUCUGGAUCUGAACACAGUGAAUAAAUUCCUUCGUCUGUCUGAGAGGAACAGAGUGAUUACUGUCACUAACACACCGCAGCCGUAUCUUGAUCAUCCAGACAGAUUUGAUGAUGUGUGGCAGGUGUUGUGUAGAGAGAGUGUGUGUGAUCGACGCUGUUACUGGGAGAUUGAGAGGAAUGGGAAAUAUGUGUAUAUAUCAGUGUCAUAUAAGAGCAUCAGGAGAAAGGGAGUGGGUGAUGAGUGUGAGUUUGGACAUAAUGAUCAGUCCUGGAGUUUGUUCUGUACUCCUGACAUUUACUCAUUCAGACACAAUAAGAUAGUGACUGAUCUCCCUGUAAAGCCCAUCAGCAGUAGAAUAGGAGUGUAUGUGGAUCACAGUGCAGGAACUCUGUCCUUCUACAGCGUCUCUGGAGACACAAUGAGCCUCAUCCACACAGUCCAGACCACAUUCACUCAACCGCUCUAUCCUGGGUUUAUGGUUGGUUAUAAACCGCUCUAUCCUGGGUUUGGGGGUUAUAUUGGAUCAUCAGUGAAACUGUGUUGAUGAAUCAGAACAGACUGUAGAGAGAUUCUACCCAUAAUGCUUUGAGCUCAUGAUAAAUCAGUGACUGUCACACUUGACUAGAUGAUCGAAGAUAAGAGUGUUGAUGCAGAAAGACGAUGAACACUUUUGUUUACAGUAUUUUUCAACACGUCUCAAAAGAAACAUUUAUCUCAAGUCACAAACACCUUUGCCAUAAUAUUGUGUUUUUGGAUUUAUCAUAAACACACAGUUAUUCAGAACCUAAAGCGCUUCUUUCAUGAGCUCCUGUGAUCAUUUGGGUUGUCACACAUACAGCCCGCGGGAUGAUUUGAACUGUAAUAAUAAUAAAAUAUAGAGAUGCACUAGUCCACUGGUCAUAAAUCCAAACGUUUUUUAGUGUUAUUUUUGGUAAAUUUUUAUUCCAGGCUGGCAAACAAGGUGCUUUGUAAUAAUUUCCUAAAAUGUAAUUUGUGUGGAAAUAUUUACGAUGUCUGUAAACAAGAAGUUAACACAGGCGAACGGACACAAAGAGGAGAACAGAUGCGCCACAGAGAAAAUACUGUACAUACACAAGCUCACUGUUCGCUAAAUAUAGGAAGAAUAAUAUAAAUAUUGAAUUUAUAUGUUGAUAUAAAUGUGUCUCUGAAGGGAACUGUCUUCAGAAAAGUUUUGAUGGUUUUUCCUCUUAUCUCCAUUUAAAGUAUUUAUAAGUAUCUAUUUAUCGAUGCAGCGCUGCUUUGUGUACAGCGGUAACCAUGGAAACGCUAUAUCACUGCUGUCCCGUGAGCGCCACCUACUGUCAGAGAGUGAAUCUGCAUCUUCAUUCAGUCCGUCUGCUGAUUGUGUUUUGUGCAGGUGUCUUAUGAAGCAUCAUUUCACAAAGCUAAAGGCAGACCAUGCUGUUUUUGUUGUUAAUCUUGAAAUGAUACAAUAAUUUAAAUUAAAAACAACUGCUCAUGUGAAUAAGUUCUUUGUUUGGAUUGUGAUAAAAAUGCAGUACCUCUAAUAUAAAAAGCUACACAUAUUUUUUGAACAAUUAAACAACAAAUAAAUUUUCUUAAAAAAAAAAAAAAAACUGCAACCAGUAGCAGAAUCGGCCAAUUUGCUUCUAAAAAAUGUGGAAUUGGCCACAAAAAAUCAAAAUAGGUGCAUCACUAAUAAAAAAAUAAAGCAUAUAAAAAUGUAAUAUUUUUUUCGCUGUAAAAACAAAUGCAGUUUUAAUCAGCAGUGUAAUAGUUUCCUUGAGAUUCCUUUAAAUAUCUGAAUUUAUAGAAGAAAAACUGCAUAUAAAUGAUUUUAGAAGACUUUUAUUUUGAAACUCAUCAUCAGACAGUCCUGACUCUGUGUGAGUGACACUCUGAGGUGAUGUACUAUCAUUUUGAACUGAAACUAGACUGUGGAAACAAAUUCAUUUAAAUAUUCAUCUGAAUUUAUAGAAGAAAAACUGCAUGUAAAUGAUUUUAGAAGGCUUUUAUUUUGAAGUUAAUCAUCUGUCAUUGUGUAAGUGAAAUGUAUUGUUUGGCUUGAUUAAUGUGGGUAAAAAUACUGUAAAAGAGAUUUAUCUUAUAAAUCUGUUACUUCUUUCAUAAACAGUUUCACAUUUCUUCACAUUUUUAAGGUGUAAUUUCAACAAUAUUGUGUUACGAUCUCUGUAUCUGAAAAUACAAAAGUGUGGAAAACAUUGUAAAUAAAAUUCUUAUUGUGUUUAUGUUCUAGAUUCACCAUGAGCUUUUUUUAAUGUUGUUUACUUUUGAUAUUUUUAUUAUUACUACUACUACUAUUAUUAAUAUUUUAUUUAUCAUUAUUGUUAUUAGUGGUAAUAGUAACAUUUUCGUUAAUUAUCAUUAUUAAUGUGUUUCAUUAUUAAUGUAUUUAUUAUGAUUAGAUUGAUUAGAUUUUCCCUUUAUUGAUUAAUAAUUACUCUGUUAUGUUGUAAUGUAUUUGUUCUUUCAUUUCAUGUGAAUGUAUUUUCAGAAACGGCCUCAUUUCAAACACUGUAUUUCCUUUCAGCGAUAAGUAAACACAUAAAUAUUGGUAAAUACA